Eleginops maclovinus (Patagonian blennie) is the source of this 1722-nucleotide messenger RNA. RefSeq names its product haloacid dehalogenase like hydrolase domain containing 5 (gene hdhd5). The record is from RefSeq and is a predicted model, not a curated record. Lineage: Eukaryota; Metazoa; Chordata; Actinopteri; Perciformes; Eleginopidae. Gene Ontology annotation, biological process: glycerophospholipid biosynthetic process. Gene Ontology annotation, cellular component: mitochondrion. Bases 219 to 1547 code for a protein of 442 amino acids. The transcript has 8 exons.
AUAGGUUAUUGUGUAUUGCGUUAUGGCAGCUACACUGACAGCAGCAUGAGAAGUGUGCGCAGAGUUUACUAUUGACCCUCUCUGUUUGAGAUACCAUGAACCAUUUCUUCAGUCCUAAGUAGACAGUUCUACUUAGCUCGGCUAAAGCUAGCAUAGCUCUGCUCUGUUUUAUUGUAGGUUGUUCACACGCCGGCUUUUACACACAAGUGCCUGAAGAAAUGCAGAGAGUAAGGUGUUGGAAGACCGGCUGGCAACUGCUGAAAUCAGCCUAUGAGGGAGCAGCAAUACCUUCGACUUCAAGAAAGUAUAGCCAUCUCCCUCCUCAGGGUGCCGGCUCUUUUGGGCUCCUCUUUGACAUUGAUGGGGUGCUGGUGCGGGGCAGGACCCCCAUCCCUGCAGCCAAGCAGUGCUUCAAGAACCUGGUGGACCGCAAUGGGAAAUACAAGGUGCCUGUUGUGUUUGUCACCAAUGCUGGGAACUCCAUGAGGCAGGCUAAAGCUGAACACCUGUCACAUCUGCUAGAGGUGGAGGUGACUCCAGACCAGGUGAUGCUGUCCCACAGUCCUUUGCGAAUGUUCAGCCAGUUCCACAAAAUGCGUGUGCUGGUGUCGGGACAGGGUCCCAUAGAGGAGGUUGCUCACAACCUGGGCUUUCAGGAUGUUGUUACCAUAGAUAUGCUCAGGGAUGCAUAUCCCCUUCUAGAUGUCGUAGAUCAUAAGAGAAGGCCCAAGGACAGUAUUCCCCCAACGAAAGGCUUACGGCCAAUAGACGCUGUCAUUUUAUUUGGUGAGCCAAUCAGAUGGGAGACCAACCUCCAGCUUAUUGUGGACGUCCUUCUGUCAAACGGGAACCCAGACAAUGUUUGGUGCUCGAAGCAGUACCCCCACAUCCCGGUCCUAGCCUGUAACAUGGACCUGAUGUGGAUGGCUGAGGCGAAGAGUCCCAGGUUUGGUCACGGUAUGUUCCUGGUGUGCUUAGAGAGCAUGUACAAGAAGGUCACAGGCUUUGAUCUGAAGUACGAGGCUCUGAUCGGUAAACCCAGCAUGGUGACUUAUAACUAUGCCGAGCUGCUGAUCAGAGAGCAGGCGAAGAGACUCGGCUGGACCACACCUGUGAAGCAGCUGUAUGCUAUAGGUGAUAACCUCAUGUCUGACAUAUACGGCGCCAACCUCUACAACCACUACCUUCAGGCUUCCCAGCGCACCAAGGCCCAGAUGCAGGCCAAGAGUGGGGGAGGAGGCUCAGAAACUGUUGAAGACUCCCUGAAAAUGACCUCAGCAGAACUGGGCGGAGCGUCAGGUGUGUACGGGACAAAGGGGGACCUCCCCGAGGGCUGCAGCUCCAUCCUGGUGUGCACAGGCGUGUACAGCAGAGACGAGCAGGAGCUGCCUUCAGACCCAGCGCACUCUGUGAAAGAGCAGCCCAUCUUCCACGGCCACAGGGACUUCCGCUUCGACCCCAGCCUCACGGAGCCGACCUUCUUGGUGGAGGAUGUGAAGGAUGCGGUGGAGCUGGUGUUUCAGCAGGAAGGCUGGCCUCUGGAGUAGGAUGAGCAGAUUCAUCAAUCACAGCCGUCCAGUAAACAACUCUAACGAUCCUUCACUGGCCGCAGCAGUAUCUCUGAGAGUUGUUUUGUUACUAACCUACCUCCCUAAUUUUGACAGGGAGUUUUAAGCUUUUUCAGUGGCUUGUUUUUACAGAUUAAAGUGCCGUAGAACCAAA